GAUAUUGACGUGUAUUUGGCACCACUGGUGGAUGAUUUAAAACAAUUAUGGGAAGGAAUUGAAUGCUAUGAUGUAAGAAAAGAUGAAACUUUUACUUUGCGAGGAGUUUUAUUGUGGACAAUCAAUGAUUUUCCAGCAUAUGGUAAUCUGUCUGGGCAUUGUGUCAAGGGAUAUAAAGCAUGUCCUAUUUGCUCAGAACAGACAUAUGGUGUUAGAUUAACACACUGUAAAAAAGUUGUGUACAUGGGCCAUAGACGAUUUCUACAACCUACUCAUCCAUUUCGUAGGUACUCAAAGGAAUUUGAUGGUACAAUUGAAGAUAGAAUUGCUCCCACUCCCAUGACUGGUAUAGAAGUUUUUGACAAAGUUAGUCAGUUGGUGAAUCGAUUUGGGAAGAUUCCCCCAAAUACAAAAGAUAAAGAAAAAGUGAAACAAAAAGGAAAAGGAAAUAAAGGGAAAGGCAAAGGCAAAGGCAAAAAGAAGAAAGUUGUAAAAGUCAAAAGAGUUUCAAAAGCUAAGAACAAGAUUGAAGAUGCUUGUUGGAAGAAGAGAUCUAUUUUUUUUGAGUUGGAGUACUGGAAACAUCUCUUAUUGCGACACAAUCUUGAUGUCAUGCACAUUGAGAAAAAUAUUUGUGAAAGUAUAAUUGGAACCUUACUUAAUAUUCCAGGAAAGACAAAAGAUAGUUUUUCAUCACGACUAGAUCUGUUAGAAAUGGGAAUUAGAACAGAUUUAGCUCCUCGUGUUAAAGUGGGAGAAAAGAGAAAGUUAUUACCAGCAGCUUGUUACAACCUUACAAAGGAAGAAAAACAUCAAGUUUGUGAGUCGUUGGCCAAUGUGAAAGUCCCAUAUGGUUAUUCAUCAAAUAUUCGCAACUUGGUUUCAAUUAAAGAUUUAAGACUUAUUGGGCUUAAAUCGCAUGAUUGUCAUGCUUUAAUGCAACAAUUGCUCCCUAUUGCUAUUCGAGGAAUUUCUCAAACUCAUGUUAAAUCUGCAAUCAUCAGGCUUUGUAUGUUUUUUAAUGCAAUUUGUUCAAAAACUAUUGAUGUAUCGUCUCUAAAGCCAUUGCAGAAAGAAAUUGAGUUAACACUGUGUUUGCUUGAACAAUUUUUUCCUCCAUCAUUUUUUGAUGUAAUGGUUCACUUAACUGUUCAUUUAGUUAGGGAAGUUGAGUUAGGUGGGCCUGUGUAUAUGAGGUGGAUGUAUGGAUUUGAAAGAUACAUGAAGAUAUUAAAGGGAUAUGUUAGAAAUCGAAGUAAACCUGAAGGUUGUAUUGUUGAAUGCUACAUUGCAGAAGAAGCUAUAGAGUUUUGCUCUGAAUAUGUUGGUAAUGUUGAGCCAAUUGGUAUCCCAAAAUCACUAUUUGAUAUAAACAAUGUAUCUAGUGAAGGAGUUGGUGCUGGAAUUGCUACAUUUACAACCAACGAAGAAAUAAGUUUGGCUCACAUAAAAACAACAACUCCAAUUUCAGCAACAAGAAAAACAAGAACUCUUACGACAAUUAAAGAUCAUGAAUGAGCGUUUUAGCACCAUAGAGAGCCAGAUGAAGAUGAUGAUGAGCCACCAAUCACAAUCUCAACCAAAUAAUGCAACUCAGCCUGAGGUUCAAUCUGGAAAUGGAGUUGAGGGUCAAUCUAGAAAUGGAGUUGAGGGUCAAUCUGGAAAUAGAGUUGAGGCUCAAUCAGGAAAUGGAGUUGAGGCUCAAUCUGGAACUAGAGUUGAGGCUCAACUUGGAAAUGGAGUUGAGGCUCAAUCUGGAACUAGAGUUGAGGCUCAACUUGGAAAUGGACUUGAGAUUCAUCAAUCUACUAAUUCAAAGGAUGAACCUUGUAGAUUGAUAAUAGAGUCGUCAUUGGAAACAGUUGCAAAAGGUUAUAUAGUCCAUACUGGAGAUGAUAAAAUUCAUUGCGAUGACAUUAGGGAUAAUCUUCGAGUUCGCAUAACUGAAGUUAUUGUGGGAGAUGCAGAUUUACCAAAAGCGAUCUCAGAUGAGGUUGUAAAAGUAAAAGAUGCGAUUAAUACAUUUGUACCAUGGCCUUCACACUUAGUACUAAGAGGAUUUGAGGCCUUAAUAGAACCAAGACCAAAGAAGUUGAAAGUUACAAGAAAGAAUAAUCCAAGUCAACACAUACAACCUACAACUCAGCCACAACAAAAAGAGUCACGUCCAUUCUCAUCAUCUAGUGUCAAAACAUCAAGUUUGACAACGAAAAAAAGUACAAUUCAGGAUCACAUACCACCAAGUUUGGUUUUGUACACAAAAAACUUUUUGAAGAGUAAGGGAUCUUUUAUGUGCACGAUUACAGCUCCUCAAAAUAUAUUUGGAUCAAUUGAACAUAACAUAUAUAUUGACAAGGAUGAUGUUUCACAAGUUUUACAUCUUGAAGAAAUCGGUCACAUUUGUCAUCUCAUUGUAUAUGAGAGGUCUAUAUGA
Messenger RNA from Cannabis sativa, 2434 nucleotides. RefSeq lists its product as uncharacterized. The record is from RefSeq and is a predicted model, not a curated record. The transcript is spliced from 4 exons. NCBI's taxonomy places the organism in Eukaryota, Viridiplantae, Streptophyta, Magnoliopsida, Rosales, Cannabaceae. Bases 1511 to 2434 code for a protein of 307 amino acids.